UUUGCUUAUAAUCCUCGGUUCUUACUGUUUAACCAUUUCAUUAUAUUAGCGUCUAUAUUUGGCUAAGCAGACAUUACUCUGCAGCUCUGUUCCUGUCCUGAUCAUCUGUUUGCUUGUUCCACAAGAAGCACGAGCUUUUGUCUGCAUUAUCUCUCCAAAUUAGCUUCUUUUUAUAAAAAUCUGAAAUGGGUAAUUGCUUAGAUUCAUCAUCUAAAGUGGAUAACACCCGACAUGCUAAUUCAGGUAUAUACUUCCUCUCAAGCCUUUCAAUUUGCUCUGUUAUAUUUACUUGUAUUGAUGUUCUUAGCAACUCUCUGUUUGAGUUUGACCGAUCAUUUAUUAUAUAUAGCUUCCUUGGCGUCGAACGUUUGGAGCAACACAACCCAUUCCACAGUUCCUUCAGGGAUCAGUAGUUUAGGAUCAUUACCAACGCACCAUAGGACAGAAGGAGAGAUACUUUCAUCUCCAAAUCUAAAGGUUUUCUCUUUCAACGAACUAAAGAACGCAACUAAGAACUUUCGUCCUGAUAGUCUACUAGGAGAAGGAGAUUUUGGUUGCGUAUUCAAAGGAUGGAUUGAUGAAAAAACUCUCACUGCUUCACGACCUGGUUCAGGUAUCGCUGUUGCUAUUAAGAAUCUUAAGCCUGACGGUUUUCAAGGUCGUAAAGAUUGGUUGACUGAAGUAAACAAUCUUGGUCAACUUAGUCACCCGAAUCUUGUAUUACUAAUUGGAUACUGCACCGAAGGCGAAAACCGGUUUCUUGUACAUGAGUUCAUGCCUAGAGGAAGCUUGGAGAGCCAUCUUUUUAGACGUGGUCCGCAGGCACUUACAUGGGAAAUAAGGAUGAAAGUGGCAGUAGGUGCAGCUAAAGGGCUUACUUUUCUUCAAGAAGCAAAGUCACAAGUCAUAUAUGGAGACUUCAGAUCUGCUAAGAUUCUACUCGACGCUGACUACAAUGCCAAGCUUUCGUAUAUCGGUCUGGCGAAUGCAGGUCCUACUCGAGAUGAUGAUACACAUGUAGCUACAGUUUUCAUGGGUGGUCAGGGAUAUGCAGCUCCUGAAUAUAUCUCCACAGGUGAACUGACGGCAAAGAGUGAUGUGUACAGUUUCGGCGUGGUACUGCUGGAACUAAUAUCAGGACGACGUGCCAUGGACUACUAUUCAAAUAAUGGAGUCAGAUGUAGUCUUGUGGACUGGGCUAAACCGUACCUUGGCAAUAAGCGGAAACUUUUUAGCAUAAUGGACACGAAACUAGGCGGGCAAUAUCCACAGAAGGGAGCUUACACAGUUGCUACCCUCGCUUUGCUGUGCUUAAACCCCGAGGCAAAGGUCAGGCCUAAAAUGUCAGCGGUUUUAGUCACAUUAGAAAAGCUAGAAUCCGCUGCUAAACCUGGAACAAAGUACACUGAAACGGAAUCUCUAUGAGCUCGUCUUUCCUCUGCUAUACAGAAUCUCCUGUAAGAUAUAGUCAACUCAAGAUCGACUUCUGCUGUCAUAACUCCUUGUGCAUUCCCUUUUUGCCUUCUUAGAGUAAAUAAUAAACAUUUUCGAAUUUUGAAUAGAAGGGAAUCCCACUGGUUAUCGAUCGUAUCGUGACUCAGACAUUAUAUAUAUGGACUAUUGUAAAAUCUCCAUCAAAUUUAUCAUCAAGAAAAAUUAGCCAUCACAGUUUCAACAAAGAAGACCAUAAUGGGUUGAAAAGGGAAUAAACAACAAACAAAACCAAGAAACUCCUGGUUUUCAUAUGUCAACAAAAUAAAAAUAAAAUCUUCGUUUUGUUUAUUCCAUAACUCCUUUUUUUAUAUUUUAAAUUCAAGUUUUAUAAAAUCGACCUAAAAUAGAGGUAAAAGUUUCAAUUACAAAUCUGAUUCUAGAGUGUUUGAGAGUUUCAUAUUUUUUUUUUUUUUUUGAAGAAUGUUAAAUUUAUUCACUAAAAAAAAGAGAGUUUCAUAGUUAUAAAAAAUAAUAUAAAUCUCAUGAUUUUAUAUAAGAUUCUAGAAUAGUUGAACAAAUCAUAUCAAAUUUAUGUAAAUUCAUCUAAAGCUCAUUAAAAAUCAAAUGAUUCCAAACACUUGGUUGAAUAAAUACCCUAAGCUAUUGAGUAAUUUAAUUCUUGUAUACUAUGAAUGCUAGUAAAAUUAAU
Messenger RNA from Brassica napus (rape), 2143 nucleotides. RefSeq names its product probable serine/threonine-protein kinase PBL2. The coding region runs from base 232 to 1425 and encodes 397 amino acids. Gene Ontology annotation, biological process: protein phosphorylation. The transcript is spliced from 5 exons. Gene Ontology annotation, molecular function: protein kinase activity; ATP binding. The record is from RefSeq and is a predicted model, not a curated record. NCBI's taxonomy places the organism in Eukaryota, Viridiplantae, Streptophyta, Magnoliopsida, Brassicales, Brassicaceae.